This is a messenger RNA of Ceratitis capitata (Mediterranean fruit fly), 800 nucleotides long. RefSeq lists its product as uncharacterized. The record is from RefSeq and is a predicted model, not a curated record. NCBI's taxonomy places the organism in Eukaryota, Metazoa, Arthropoda, Insecta, Diptera, Tephritidae. The coding region runs from base 134 to 658 and encodes 174 amino acids. The transcript has 3 exons.
UUUUAUUUUUAUAUUUAAUUAUCGUAUUAUCAGUGGGCAUUCAUUUAUUCACGAUCGCAUAUAAGUCGGGAACUCGACUGGUUUGAAUUAGUCUUGUUUUGACAGUUGGAAGAGCAGCUUACGCAUAUUCGUCAUGUAUUUAAAGUCUUUGUUGGCGUUAUGCUCCAUCUGCUUUGCAGCUGCGUCUGCAUGCUCAGUAAGUGAAGCCGACUCUACUGGAGAAGUACCAUCGAUACUGAUUUUUGAUACAAUUAACGAGAAUUUCAAGAGAUUCGUAGAUUCAGUUUCAAAAUCAUUCCAUUUCCAAAAAUUUGAAAGGACUGGACGGGAUAUAGCUAAGCGAUUGGACGAAUGGGGUGAAAAUAUUAAGAAAGAGGCCGAAGCCUUAAAAGAUAAUGAAAAUGGUAAAAACUUGAUGGAAUCCGUUGACAAAUCCAUUGAAGAAGAAAAGCAAUCACCGAACUUAAAGGCUGUUAUUGAAAAAUAUAACAGAGGAGCAGAUCCAUUCUUAUCUAAAAUUGAAAAAAUAAAGGAAUCUGCGGAACCAAAGUUUCAAGAACUUUCCCAGAAAAUGCUCGAUGCAGUCACUAGCACAUUACAAGACAUCGCUGAGAUUUUCCAACAAGAAGUUAAACGAAUAAAUUGUAGCCUACACUAGUCUGCAUAAAAUAUUUAUAUGAUACAUUUCCAAAGAGAUCGAUGUACAAAAACAUUUUGGUGUAUCCAUUGUCAAACCACAUUUAGUUUUAUAUAUUAUAAUAGUUUUGUUGUGAAUGUGUUGGAGUUUCCAAGUGUAAUUU